Molecule: messenger RNA, 255 nt
Organism: Pieris macdunnoughi
Lineage: Eukaryota; Metazoa; Arthropoda; Insecta; Lepidoptera; Pieridae
Source: the annotation of a GenBank genome assembly
AUGAAGCGACAUCUACAAUCUGCGCUGACAAAUCACUGCGAUGACAACAAACCCCGAAACUGUGCUAUCGAAGUAUUACCCCUUGGGCAUAUUUACUUGGGCCAGUCAGCAGUUAGACUGGUCAAAGAUUCUCCCUUUAGAUUGGAGGAACAGUACACUAAAACUUUACACUGGAAUUCUAGACCUUCUGGAAGAAGGGAGUCACCAAUGUGGAGGAAGGAUAGUGUAAAAUACUCUGUCUACCGACUGACCUGA